UGACCGGAAGCCCCGUCGCGGGUUGCGCGUUAACUCGACAGCAGUGCGGGGCAGGACCAGGGCAGGAGCUCCGGAGAGAAAGCGGAGAGCGAAGUCCGAUUGUCGGGUCAUUGAUUCUCUGUGUCCGCCUCAUCUCGGCGUCUGCUGGUCUGACUUCCCCUCCAGGACAGAGGACUCCACUCCGAGUAAACCUGACGCCGACUGACACAAGAAUGGAGAUAGAGAAGGAAGUGAAGAAGAUGACGCUGGGCCAUGAGUUUGGUGCCGGAGCAGCCUGUUUGAAAUGCAAGGACAAGUGCGAAGGCUUUGAGCUGCAUUUCUGGAGGAAAAUCUGCCGAAACUGCAAAUGUGGCCUCACAGAGCACGAUGUGUCGAUGAACUCAGAGGACAACAAGAAGGUAGGCAAGUUGUUCGAGGACACCAAAUACACUGGCCUCAUCGCAAAGCUGAAGACCGACGGAAUCCCCAGUUACCAGGGCAACAUGGUGACCAUCACUCUGCCCAGUGCUUCCACUGCUUACUCUGUACCACCGAGUUCCUCUUCUACCGUUGUUCCUCCCUCUUCCACGGCUGGUGUUGUACGGCCUACUGGAGCCUCUGCAGCUGCAGCACCCAACAGCGGUCAGGCCCAGCCUCAGGUUCAGCCUCAGGUUCAGCCUCAGGUUCAGCCUCAGGUUCAGCCUCAGGUUCAGCCUCAGGUUCAGCCUAAGCCCGCACCAGGAAGUGUCGCACCAGUCAAGGCAAAUAAAUUGCCGUUCUCUGUCAGCUCCACAUCAGCCAAUGUGAUGCCAGUUCCCAAAGAUGUGCCAAUGAAGUCUGUCACCUAUGAGUGGGCACCGCCAGUAGCUAAUAAAUAUAUGGCGGUACGUUACAUCGAGCUGCUUCCACCAGAGAAGCGUCCGGUGUUCGGUACAGAGGGAGCGGUUUACCGUCGGCAGCAAAUGGCCCUACAGCUGCCCGAGCAUGACCAGGACCCAUCCAAAUGCCAUGAGCUGAGUCCUGCUGAGGUCAAGCAAAUGCAACAGUACGUCCGCAAAUACAAGGAUGAGGCCCUGGGCGUGGGGGAUGUUAUGUUGCCUGAAGAGAUGGCUCUGGUUCAGGCUGGAGGGCAGGGUGGAGCUGGAGGUGCCGGGACUGGAGGUGCCGGGACUGGAGGUGUACCUGGUGCUGGAGGAGCAGGGUCUGGAACACCUGGAGCUGGUGUUGGUGCUGGUGGUGUUGGGGCUGGGUUUAGACCGGGAAUUGGGGUUGCUGGAGCUGGCUCAGGGCAAGGGGUUGCAGGCCGAGGGGUCGGGCCGAUUUGUGGGCCUGGAGCUGGCACAGGCUUUGGAGUUGAGGCAGGGGUUAACAGAGCUGGAGGUGGUGGUGCUGGAUUUGGUGCUGGUGGUGUUGGAUUUGGUGCUGGUGGUGCUGGACCACUCUCAGGGCCUGGGACUGGACCAUCUGCUGAAGGAGCCAUGGGCACUUCUGCCACUGCUGGAGCCAUGGGUGUCCCUGGAGCUCAGCACGCUGGACUACCACAACAGAACUUUUCAUGCCACCACUGCCAGCUCCCUAUGUGUCUGGGCGAGCCGGCCGUCUACGCCGAGCGGGCUGGUUACGACAAGCUGUGGCACCCAGCAUGCUUUGUGUGUUGUACCUGCAGCGAACUACUGGUGGACAUGAUUUACUUCUGGAAGAAGGGCAAGCUGUACUGUGGACGCCACUAUGGAGACAGUGAGAAGCCACGCUGUGGAGGAUGUGACGAGCUGAUCUUCAGUAAUGAGUACACUCAGGCUGAGGAACAGAACUGGCAUCUGAAGCACUUCUGCUGUUUCGACUGUGACUGCAUCCUUGCUGGGGAGACGUAUGUCAUGGAGAAUGACAAGCCUGUCUGCAAGCCCUGCUACAUGAAGAACUACGCUGUGAAAUGCUCAGCCUGCCAGGAUGCGAUGGAGCCCGAGGCUCAGAGGGUUUCCUACGGCGAGCACCACUGGCAUGCUGAGCCACAGUGCUUCAAGUGCUCCGGUUGUUCCAAGUGCCUGGUCGGCCAACGCUUCAUGGCAGUGCAGGGCUUCCUCUUCUGCUCUGUGGAGUGCAAGAAGAAAACCAUGGCUUAGAGGGCCAAAGCGGUCUCUUUGGUCUUCUCCACAACCACUUGUGAAACCAGGACAGGUUUGAAUAAGACUAGAACCAGAGCAGGGAAAAACAGUAACAGAGUGCCUAAAACCUUUAAUAUAGAGAUGUACGAUAUUGUCAAACAGUGUUGAGAAAUCAUUCUAAACUAGGAUGACACCCUAACGUAUUCUGUCCACUAUGUUCUUUGCCUUAAAACCAGCGGUCUCCCUUCAAUAAGUAGAUUUUUUGUACUGUGUUUUUAUACUGAUGAGAUUAAUUUUGUAUUGGUUUGAGGUGACAGUCCUUUUAGUUCAUGUUAAACCUGUGUUUAAUAGUAGCACUGCUCUUCUCCUAAAUCUUUGAUUUAAUGUGUCACAUUUGCUUCAUACAAGCCUCUGAUUCUCACCCUCCUCUAUGCAGCGAUAUGUUGAGCUUUAUCAGCCAGGUUUGGUGUUGAUUUGCUUCCAGUGCACUGUCUUCCAGAUCAAAUUUAAAAGUAAUAAUAAUAAUGGACAAAGUUAAUUCUCUAAUCAUUAUGCAGCAUUUUUCAACCCUCCGACUGAAGAAUUAAAUAAAUACAUUUGAAUAUAAGUGAAAUAACUGGAAGUAAAUAGCCCCGACUCUGACAGCAAUAAAGGCUAAAGCAGCCUCCUACUGUGGAUGUGUUAGAAACCAUCACAAUGUAAGCGUAGUAGUAUUUUCUAGAGCCUGACCAAUACGGAAAUCUGGAGGCAGAUCUCAAUACUGAUAUUGGGGUUUAAGAAAUCUCCCAUUCUGAUACUUUUGCUGAUAUUCGGCAAGAUGUAAUUUUGUAAUUGAGACUUGAAUUUUACAAUUUGUACAUAAACUUUAUUCUAAAUAAAACAAAAUAAAUAGAACAUAAAAUAUAUAUAUAGAACUUGAAAGAAAAUAUUCUUUACACAAUAUAAAUGCAUAAAAACAUAAUAUCAGCCAUACAUUAAAUUGGUCGGGCUCUAGUAGUUCAUGUUAUCUCAAGGGAACCAAACAUGUGAUGGUAUGUGGUGCUCAGGUAUAUGAGAGGAGUUUCUAAUAAUAUGGCUAAACAAAAUGCGCAAAGAUUGUUGCAAUACUGUCAGACUGCAUUUAUUUGUAUCUAAUACAAUUGCCAAACCAUGUAAUCUAGUUUCCUCUACAACAACAAUACCAUAAAUUGUAUCCUCAGAAAAAGCUGUUUCACACCGAUCAGACGCAGUUUUAAGGUGGUCUUCACAAAUACUCAACUGCUGCAUUAUGUUUGCAUUUAUAUAUAUGCACAGGUGUGUUGUCAUUAUUUAUUCUAUAUUUGCUUCGUAAGUAGCGUCCACAAGGUGGUCUCCACAUUACGUGCUAAAUAAAAGGGAUAGUUAUAGGGAUAUUAAAAGGAUAGUUCACCCAAAAAUGAAAACUCACUCAUUAUCUACUCACCACUAUGCCGAUGGAGGUGUUUAAGUCUACAGUGGAGUUUCAGGGGUAAACAGCGUUGCAGCCAAAUCCAAUACAAUUGAAGUAAAUGGUGACCACUUCAAGUGUAAAAAGAACAUAAAAAUCUUCCAUACUGCUCGUGUGGUAUCAUUCAAGUGUUUGAAGCCCCUGCAUUUAAAUUUGACUCAAAAUUAGGUAAUUGUUUUUAGCCUAAAUGUGCACUGACAUGCUUCUCCUGACCUGUGUCACAGAGGACAUUUAGGCUAAAAACAUGGUGUAAAUGACCUUGUUCUGAAAAACUUGAAUGUCGGGGCUUACAGACACUGGGACGUUUGAAGGAGUCACCAUUUACUUCAGUUUAGAUUUGGCUGAAAAGCUGUUUACCCGUGAGACUCCAGAAGUGUUUAUUGGACUCAAACACUUCACCCACCUCUCCAUCGGCAUAGUGGUGAGUAGAUAAUGAGUCAAUUUAAAUUUUUGGGUGAACUAUCCGUUUAAGUAUAAACCAAAGGAAUGAACAAAUCAAAAAUGGACUAAAGUAAAAUAUUUAUUCUCCCCCUGCAAUUACUUAGGAUUUGACAGAGAUGUUUUUGUUCAGGUCUGCUCGUAUCACUGGCCCCAUAAUAGAUAUAAACACUGUAAUGCCAGUUGUCACAUAGGAGGAAUGGCAGCUUUGCCAUGGUUCCCAAAGACUUGAUGAAAUGAGGAAAACACUGUAAACUGUAACAUCUAACUUUUUGCCACUUCAGUCCUGUUAUGUUUGUGCCAUGGAUUUUCUGUUCAUGCAAUAAGCUGCACUUUAAAAACUAAAUCCA
Messenger RNA from Paralichthys olivaceus (Japanese flounder), 4334 nucleotides. RefSeq names its product testis derived transcript (3 LIM domains) (gene tes). Gene Ontology annotation, molecular function: zinc ion binding. NCBI's taxonomy places the organism in Eukaryota, Metazoa, Chordata, Actinopteri, Pleuronectiformes, Paralichthyidae. The record is from RefSeq and is a predicted model, not a curated record.